UCCCUCUUCUGGUCUCCUCGGACACUGCACUCAUGUGGCAUACACUCAUACUGACACACCUAAAAAGGCAUCCACAUUCUUUGGGUGGUGUAUGUGAUGUGAGCACAUUGGGAAGGCCCAAGGUCAACAUCAGGCCUUCUCCUCGCUUGUUGUGCACAGCUACAAAACAAAAGAACAAUGGCCAGAACCUGGAAGAGGACUUGGGGCAUUGUGAGCCAAAGACAGAUCCAUCCUCUGCAGACAAGACCCUCCUGGAAGAGAAGGUGAAGCUGGAAGAGCAGCUGAAGGAGACCAUGGAAAAAUACAAACGUGCUUUGGCAGAUACCGAGAAUCUACGGCAGAGAAGCCAGAAGCUGGUAGAAGAGGCCAAGUUAUAUGGCAUCCAGGGUUUCUGCAAGGACUUGCUGGAGGUUGCAGACAUCCUAGAGAAGGCAACCCAGAGUGUUCCAAAGGAGGAGGUCAGCAACAACAACCCUCACCUGAAGAGUCUUUAUGAAGGGCUCGUGAUGACUGAAGUCCAGAUUCAGAAGGUGUUCACAAAACACGGCUUGCUCAGGCUUGACCCCAUUGGGGCAAAGUUCGACCCUUAUGAACAUGAGGCCUUGUUCCACACCCCUGUGGAGGGGAAAGAACCAGGCACUGUGGCACUAGUUAGUAAGGUGGGCUACAAGCUGCAUGGACGCACCCUGAGGCCAGCUUUGGUGGGGGUGGUGAAGGACGCUUAGCUCUCUCCCUCAAGGCUCUGGACUUUGUAGGUCACUUGCUAGAACUCAAAGGGUGGGCGGGCUUGUAAUUUCUCAUCUGUGAACACAUCUGACCCUUGCCCAGCCUUGUUGGAAAUCUUAAGUAAGCUAAGCAGAACAUGAAGCUGCUUGCACACUGUGUCAGAGACUCUGGGAGUCUGGUCAUUGAGUUUAGCAUUACCUACUUCAGAAGAGGGCCAGCAGGGCCUCAGGAGUAGCAUGCUAACGUUGUAUCUGUUCCACCUUGUGAUUAAGUACUUUACACAAAUAAAAGGUCUUUGGCUACA
Molecule: messenger RNA, 1030 nt
Organism: Rattus norvegicus (Norway rat)
Lineage: Eukaryota; Metazoa; Chordata; Mammalia; Rodentia; Muridae
Source: RefSeq, a predicted model, not a curated record